CCGGCCCUAGGCCGCGUGGACGUCAAUGGCGCCAGGCACCGCCCUGCGGGGGCGGGGUACGCCGCUGGCGUAGGGCGAGCGUAGCCUGUCCGCGCCGUUGGCGGCCGUUAGUGCGUCUGCGCAGCCGCACUGACGUAGGCGGAGGGGAAGACGCGUUGGUCGGAGGGAAGGUUCUAGAAAAGCGGCAGCCUCGCGAGCGACAGCAGCAGUCGCAGCAGCCGCCGCCGCCGGAGUCGCCGCCUCUGCCUGCUCCUCCCGUUAGUCGACCCGCUCUCCGGCCGCCCUCGCCCUCACUCCCCGCCUCGCACCCUGCGCCCAGCGGCGGUGUGGUUUCCCGGGCAGCGGCACGGCAGCCCCCCACCAGCGCCAGGACGAGUCCGGUUCGCGCCCGUCCGCGGAGAUCCUUCUCAUCUCGCUCGGCUGCGGGGCCCCGGCCUGAGGCGACCGACGCCGCCAUGGAGAGAGAAAAGGAACAGUUCCGUAAACUUUUUAUUGGAGGCCUAAGCUUUGAAACAACAGAAGAAAGUUUGAGAAACUACUAUGAACAAUGGGGGAAGCUCACAGACUGUGUGGUUAUGAGGGAUCCUGCAAGCAAAAGAUCAAGGGGAUUUGGUUUUGUAACAUUUUCAUCUAUGGCUGAAGUGGAUGCAGCCAUGUCUGCAAGACCUCAUUCAAUUGAUGGAAGAGUGGUUGAGCCGAAAAGAGCAGUAGCCAGAGAGGAAUCUGGAAAACCUGGUGCUCAUGUUACUGUGAAGAAACUGUUUGUUGGUGGAAUUAAAGAAGACACUGAGGAACAUCACCUUAGAGAUUACUUUGAGGAAUAUGGGAAAAUUGAUACUAUUGAAAUAAUUACAGAUAGACAGUCUGGUAAAAAAAGGGGCUUUGGUUUUGUUACAUUUGAUGACCAUGAUCCUGUGGAUAAAAUUGUAUUGCAAAAAUACCACACCAUCAAUGGCCAUAAUGCAGAAGUACGAAAAGCUCUAUCUAGACAAGAGAUGCAGGAAGUCCAGAGUUCUAGGAGUGGAAGAGGAGGAAACUUUGGCUUUGGGGAUUCCCGUGGUGGUGGUGGAAACUUUGGACCAGGCCCAGGAAGCAAUUUUAGAGGGGGAUCUGAUGGAUAUGGAAGCGGUCGUGGAUUUGGAGAUGGUUACAAUGGAUACGGAGGAGGACCAGGAGGUGGCAAUUUUGGAGGUAGUCCUGGUUAUGGAGGAGGAAGAGGAGGAUAUGGUGGUGGAGGACCUGGCUAUGGCAACCAGGGUGGGGGCUACGGAGGUGGUUAUGACAACUAUGGAGGAGGCAAUUAUGGAAGUGGGAACUACAAUGAUUUUGGAAACUAUAAUCAGCAACCUUCAAACUACGGUCCAAUGAAGAGUGGAAACUUUGGUGGUAGCAGGAACAUGGGGGGACCAUAUGGUGGAGGGAACUAUGGUCCCGGAGGCAGUGGAGGAAGUGGGGGUUAUGGAGGGAGGAGCCGCUAUUGAGCUUUUCUGCCUGUUGGCCAUGGGCUUCACUGUAUAAAUAGGAGAGGAUGAGAGCCCAGAGGUAACAGAACAGCUUCAGGUUAUCGAAAUAACAAUGUUAAGGAAACUCUUAUCUCAGUCAUGCAUAAAUAUGCAGUGAUAUGGCAGAAGACACCAGAGCAGAUGCAGAGAGCCAUUUUGUGAAUGGAUUGGAUUAUUUAAUAACAUUACCUUACUGUGGAGGAAGGAUUGUAAAAAAUACAAAAAACACAAAAAAAUGCCUUUGAGACAGUUUCUUAGCUUUUUAAUUGUUGUUUCUUUCUAGUGGUCUUUGUAAGAGUGUAGAAGCAUUCCUUCUUUGAUAAUGUUAAAUUUGUAAGUUUCAGGUGACAUGUGAAACCUUCUUUUUUAAGAUUUUUCUCAAAGUUUUGAAAAGCUAUUAGCCAGGAUCAUGGUGUAAUAAGACAUAACGUUUUCCUUUAAAAAAUUUAAGUGCGUGUGUAGAGUUAAGAAGCUGUUGUACAUUUAUGAUUUAAUAAAAUAAUUCUAAAGGAAAUUGUGUAAUUAUAGACUUUUUAUUUUAAAGUUAAGGAGGGGGUAGUAUAUAAUUAAGUCCUUUGCUAAGCUUUUGUUACAUAUAUAUGUAAAUUUAAAUGCUGAUCAGAAGAGUGUGUUGUCUGCAAUUCAUCAGGAUAAAAGUAUCUAGAUAACUGAAGGGAUAUCUCUGCAAAGAGAAACACCUUUUUAGAUCUUUUAGAUGCUGCUUCUUCAAUGCAAGGAGAUAUCCCCAGCGAGGUACUCUUCCAGGGACACAGGUCUAGUACAAGAGAACUCUUGACGGCUACUAAAAUCAGCCGGUCUUAAAAAACUGGGCUGUGUUUCUACAAAACUUUAAACUGCCGUAGUUUUAGAAGGAUGCCAUCGAAAGCUGAGGGUGUGUAGAGAAAAAUAGUUCUAAGCUUCAGUUAAACUGCUUUAGGUAAGAUCUUAUUUACUUUUCCUUUCUUAAUUGUUCCAAAAAAAGAUAAACUAAUACUAUAUGACAGUCUCCUAUGUCAGUAUAGUGAUUAUUUAUAUGUAGUUUAACAUAGCAAUAAAUUGAGUUAACCAUUAUCAACUCAAAUAAUUUUGUGAAUCCUGUUUUCCAAUAUAUUAAAUUGACAUUUGGGGGCUUUUUGGCUUUUUUGGGAGGGCAUUUGAUUUUAUUUUUAUUUUUUUUUUCUCUUCGUGAUGAAGAUUCUGGUACUUUAACAUAUCAUUUUUUUCCCUGCUGGAAUUUAGCAUUGAUAUGAACCAAGGACAAGCAUAAUCUGCUGCCACAGGGACUGUAAAGUGCUACCUUUGAACAACUGAGGCAAGCAGGAAUGUGUCUUGCUGCAGGUAACUAAUGAAGAAGUGGUCAACCACAGAAUGUCUUCAAGAAAUAAGAAAUUCUGUACCCUCUGAAUAUAUUUCUUGUUGGUGCCUUCAUUUUUAAAAGCACUCUUAGUUGAAAGGGAAUUGUAUUCGAAUGAUACAAAACAGUCAGUUCAAAUUAUGGUGAUGAGGAUUGUCUGUAAACAUUGACAAUUAGCAUAACUAGUCAGCAUUAAAAUUGUAUGGUGUUUUUGAAAGGUUUUGUGAACAGACAAAACUGACCUUUUUUUAAAGUUUUUAAAAUAAAAAUUUUUGUAUCCUCCAA
Trichosurus vulpecula (common brushtail) is the source of this 3141-nucleotide messenger RNA. It is a transcript of the gene HNRNPA2B1, whose product is annotated as heterogeneous nuclear ribonucleoprotein A2/B1. The record is from RefSeq and is a predicted model, not a curated record. The transcript has 12 exons. Gene Ontology annotation, molecular function: RNA binding. The coding region runs from base 456 to 1481 and encodes 341 amino acids. NCBI's taxonomy places the organism in Eukaryota, Metazoa, Chordata, Mammalia, Diprotodontia, Phalangeridae.